AUGUUCUUUCUGACAGCGCACCGCGCCACCAGAGGACCGACGUUCAACGAUGCGCCCGACAGACGGUUCUUCCGCAUCUGGCCCAUGGCAGCGUUGAUCUUUUCUGUGCUGGUGUUUCUCGCCGGUGCCGUUGUUGCCAUUCAGUACAAGGAGAAUUUCUCAAUAUGGCAGUUACAACAAAAAGGAACGGUUGCAACUGAGAAGAUCAGGCCACCGACGAGUGAAGUGCCCGUCCAGCCAACCGAAGAACCCAACGUCUGUGAGAAGAAGAACCAAUGCCGGCCUUCAGGCAGCGAACCGUUGCCGAGGGGCAUCGUGCAGGACAAGUCCAAUUUCGAGAUGGUCCAGAUGGAGUCGCUGGGUGCCGAUCCUGAACGGAACGACGACGCCAGGCCGCCGAAAAGCCUCCUGGCGAUCCCCGUCGGCAUCAAGCAGAAGGCGGUCGUCGACAAGCUUGUCGCCAAGUUCCCGGCUGCCAACUUCGUCGUGAUGCUGUUCCACUACGACGGCGUGGUCGACGGGUGGCGAGACCUCAAGUGGUCGGACGACGCGAUCCACGUCGCCGUGCGCGACCAGACCAAGUGGUGGUUCGCCAAGCGGUUCCUGCACCCCGACGUGGUGGCGGAGUACGAGUACAUCUUCCUCUGGGACGAGGACAUGGAGGUGGACAGCUUCGACCCGCUCGAGUACCUGCGGAUCGCGAGGAGGGAAGGGCUCGAUAUCUCGCAGCCGGCGCUGGACCGCCGGUCGCAGAUACACCACCGGCUCACGGCCCGCGCGCGCAACGUCGACGUCCACCGGCGGUUCUACAAGACGAGCGGCCAUGGCCGGUGCUACGGCAACAGCACGGGGCCGCCGUGCACGGGGUGGGUGGAGAUGAUGGUGCCGGUGUUCUCGCGCGCGGCGUGGCGGUGCGCGUGGCACAUGAUUCAGAACGACCUCAUCUACGCCUGGGGGAUGGACUUCAAGCUUGGCUACUGCGCGCAGGGCGACCGGCGGCACAACGUCGGCGUAGUCGACAGCCAGUACGUGCUCCACCGGGGUAUCCCCACGCUCGGCGGCGGCGGCGGCGCCGCGGCGCCAGUGUCAGCGUCGGCGCCGACGCCGGCGGCAGACCGGUCGGCGGUGCGGCAAAGAUCCUCCACCGAGCUGCAGGUGUUCAAUAGGAGAUGGAACGAGGCCGUCGAGGAGGACGGGUGCUGGACCGACCCUUAUCCGACGACGGCGACCAAUGGUUGACGGACUGAUCGAUCA
This is a messenger RNA of Panicum virgatum (switchgrass), 1254 nucleotides long. RefSeq lists its product as uncharacterized. The transcript has 4 exons. Bases 1 to 1239 code for a protein of 412 amino acids. NCBI's taxonomy places the organism in Eukaryota, Viridiplantae, Streptophyta, Magnoliopsida, Poales, Poaceae. The record is from RefSeq and is a predicted model, not a curated record.